AUGCGAAUUAUUGUGGGUACUAUUCAGCGGUUGCUGAACAAUGAGGAAGUAAAGUUAGACCUUGGACUGCGGCUCCACUCCUGGCAACUUACACAAUUUGAAAAACAAAAAGAGGAGAAUAUGACGUUUUGGCAAGCGAAAUUGCAGAAUUUCGUCUACAAUCAACUUCCAACAUCUCGUCCACGACAAAUCGUUGCUACUGAUGCAACAGCGGAAUUAUUUGAAUUCCAGGCUCCCAGACUUUGGGAUACAAUAAACUUGUGGGUUCGCUCUUACAACUGCACCCCAUUCGUUGCCCUUUUGAUGCUCUUUUCGCGAGUAUUUCAAUCUCUCAGCUAUGACCCUUUAACUCCAUUCCCAAUUGGCUUCCCAGUCAAUCUGAGACCACAAGAACUGUACAACUCAGUUGGUUACGGUAUUAGUACGGUCAUGGUCGCUCAGGACACACGAGGAAAACUUUCAGAAGGUAUCAAAAACGCUAUGGUACAGGUUGCGGAAGCUAUGGCGCAUGCGUUCCUGCCCUACGAUGAGAUACUUGAACUUUCCACAUCGGGGAAGCUUUUCGCGGUAAUGCUCAUGCUGGAUAACUAUUCUGUUUACGAAAGUGAAAUUUUCACAGUUGAACCGGAAGAGGCUGAGGUGACAAAAUUUGAGAUUUCUGUCUAUGCGGCACAAGAUGACGACAAAAUUAGGAUAGAAUACAAUAAAAGCUUAUUUGACAAAGAUUUCAUCCACAAAUGUGCCAGAAUUAUCAGUGUUCUCUUGGAAAAUUGGUCUCGUGAAUUUUCCACUACGGUAUGCACGGCUUUCACACAUAAGAGUUGCAUCUACGAUGCUAAUGAUGUUAGGAAAAUGCUAGAACCUUUAAAGCUAUCAGACGCUAAUAUCACAACCUCCGCUGACAAUCAACUUCAGCUGACCUGUAGUAGUGACACAGUGAGCGCAGAAGAGAUAGAAAAAACCCUUAAACAUCUGCCACUGCCAUUAAGGCCAAAGAAGAUCAUCGUUGAACCUACACGUUCAUUCUGCUACCCGCUUAGUAAACAACAACUACAGAUGUACUAUCUAUCACUACAGGACCCAGUGGCUUACGUAUUACCAUUUUGCAAAAAAUUUCCGAAGAGGACGUCUCCGAAGAAUCUCCACGGGGCUCUUCUAAAUGCAGUUCAAAGACAUGAAAUGCUUAGAACUAUAUUCUUUGAAAUUGAAGGAGAGCCUAAUCAAAUGGUUACUUCCAUGACAGAAUGCUAUAUUUCCUUGUCCAUAGAACUGAGCGAAAAUAUUGGGGAAAGCAUUGCUCAAAUCGUAAAUUUACCAAUGCAGCUUCAGGAUAGACCUUUAUUGGAAGCUGUUAUGUACAAAACUGAGGAUAGUUUCGUGGCAGUGCUUCGACUGCAGCACAUUAUCUCGGAC
This is a messenger RNA of Cylicostephanus goldi, 1413 nucleotides long. The record is from the annotation of a GenBank genome assembly. Lineage: Eukaryota; Metazoa; Nematoda; Chromadorea; Rhabditida; Strongylidae.